UCGGCCAGUGUGCGCCAGCCAGCCAGCCACCACCGAGAAUCGCGCGUGUGUGUGUGUGCGAGCGAGUCGGCCGGCCGUGACGUCACUGUUACGGAGCUAGUUCUUCCCGCGGACUCCCCGUCUCAGUCACAGUCGUCCUGCGGCCGUGUGACGCAACCUAUCCUCAUUGGCUGCUUCUGCCUUUCCGGGCCGUCCUUCAUAUGUUUACACAUAGCGACUGCUAUGAGCAAAUUUAAUCCAGCACAUGGUGUGGUAGCGCGGGUAAAAUUUACAAUUUGAAAAUCGUUUUGGUGUGUUGGUGGUGAUCACGGUGUGCUACUGGACCUUCAGUUGGUUCUUGGUGUUGGUGGAGUGAGUGUGUCAGUAGGUGCUUGUAGUGUCUUACCUUCAUAACCACAACCAUGAACUCAUACUUCGAACAGGGUGGUUUUUACGGCGGCGGCUCGGGCGGGGACCAGGCAUACCGCUUUCCCUUGGGCAUCAGCGUGAGUCCCUAUGGGCAGCCAGGACCACGUCAGGACGGCUACGAUGCUUCGGCGGCCUCCUGCAAGCUGUACGCCGCCCCCCAGGACCACAUGACACCCAACCCCUUCAAGGUAGACUGUGCCAAGGAUCAGAAUGGUUAUGGCAUCAGCAAAGACAUGUCGGGAGGCUGGGGUCCUGCGGUGCGGCCUGCCUGCACGCCGGACCCCGUGGUGGCACGAGGAUACCCGCCGGACCCCAGCACAUCCCCACGGGACCGAACCUCACACGUAGGAGCGUGGAACACGUGUGGUAUGACGCCCGUGUCCCAGCCUCACCAGCAGCCCCAGCAGCAGGCUCAGCAGCAGACCAACAACCAGAUGAACCAGCCACCCUCCAACACAACCUUCUACCCCUGGAUGGCCAUAGCAGGUACGUGCGAGGCGCCCACGUCGGCAGGGUGUGGGCGGCGCGGGCGUGGUGGUGCGGCUAAGCGGGCCUGA
Molecule: messenger RNA, 965 nt
Organism: Procambarus clarkii (red swamp crayfish)
Lineage: Eukaryota; Metazoa; Arthropoda; Malacostraca; Decapoda; Cambaridae
Source: RefSeq, a predicted model, not a curated record